AUGGAUAUCAAAAGUAAAGGAAGUCAAAAAAGCAGGAAAGAACUUGGAGACGAAUUAAGUUUGAAAGGGUUAUCCCUAUUUAAAUUAGAUGUCAAUUAUGACUAUUUGAAAUAAUUUUUGGAAGGAGUUUAAGGAGAUCUCGAAAACCAUACUGUUGAGAUUGAAGCUAUUAAGAAGUUAGUGGGACCUAGUGAAAUUUUACUAUUAAUUCAAGAAUAGUUUCAAUUAUUAAGCGAAUCAUUAUUGUUUACAGAUAAGGAUAUUGAAAAGGAUUUAUCGAGUUCUUUGCAUACCUAUAUAACUUAGAUUUAAGGAAAGUAGAAAUUUGGUAAAGGAGCUUUGGAGAAGAUAAUCACUGAAUUAAGAGGCAAGCUAUUUUCGGUGGUUUCGAUGAUUCAACAUUUGCACAGAGAAAAAAUAAGAUAAGAUUAGCGUAUUACGAAAUUGGAAAAUGAUAUGCUUACUAAAUAUGAUACUAAGGAUUGCAAGGAAAAAAUGAGAAAACAAAAGAACUAAUUGGAAUCAUAAAUAGAUGAACUACAAAAGAGUGGUAGAAAUGAAUUAGAUACAGUUGAGAAAAAGAUAUCAACUGACAUUUAAAAAUUUGAGGAAGCUGUUAGAGAUGUAGAAAGAAAAACUCUUUGGAAAAUUCAUGAUUGUCAAGAUCUAUUGUCGAAGAGAACUAACGAGGAAUUUGUUAAUGAAGCAAUUAGAGCUAGCGAGGAUAAACUUUUAAAAGAAAUUCAAUAAACAUAAAAUAAUGAAUAAUUAAUUAAAUUUCAAUAAGACGUUGCUUUUAUAAGAAGUUAAAUUAAAGGAUUAGAUGAUUUAGUAGGAGAGAAAUAGUAAAAGUUGAAAUUAUAAUUUAAUGAAAUGAAUGAAUUAUUAAAAUAUAAAAUAAAUCUGAUUGACAAGUUAGUUGAAUCAAAUAAAUAGCAAAGUAAUAAAAUUAUAGAUUUGAAUAGCAGAUUAGCAACUGCCAUAAAUAAAUUAGAUGUCUCUAAUUAGUUAGAUUAACAUAGACAAAAAAUCAAAUAAUUGGAAGAUUAAGUUUAAAAAUUGAAUGAUGAAGCAAAAGAAAGAGUUGAAGCAUUAAAAGAUAUGAACAUUAAUGCUGAAAAUGUAGCAUUUCUUUUAUCUAAAAUUGAUCCUCAUAAAAUAUGUACUCUUGAAGGGGACAUUAAAAAAUUAGAAUAAAUGUCAAUUAGAAACAAUGUGCAUUGGGAAACAUUGGAUGCUGAGUUUAAAUCAAGAUAUGAUAGUUUUUAAUUCUUCUCAUAAUUAUAUUAAUAGCAAUAGUAAUAGUAAGUGUAAAAUACAUCAGAAGAACAAAAGUUUGUAACCAAAGAUGAGAUAAAUAGAAUGUUUGAGUAAUUCCAUCAAUAAGGAAAUAUUGAAGACGAUAAAAUCAAAAAGAUUCAAAAGGAUUUGUAAGAUAUUGCUCAUAAAGUUGAAAAUGCAAAUGAAAUUGAAAGAAGAGUCACUAGAAUCUUUAGAGAUCUUGACAUAAAUAAUCUAAUUAAAUAAGUAAAAAAUAAAGUCAAUGAAGAUGAUAUGAAAAGAGAACUACAUAAUUUAGAAACUAGGUUGGGAUAGGCAAUAGACACAAUUAAUUAUUUGCGAAGAGAAAUCGAUUCAUUAUAAGGUAUUCACAAUAAAUAGUUUGAAGUCUAAAUCAAGAAAACACCUAUGAAUAUGUAAUAAUCCGCUUCUCCACCAACAGAUUAAAUUAUUGGAGUUGGAACCAAAAGGCUCUAUCCUAUAAACUGUCUAAGUUGCAGUACAACCAAUUAAUAAAAAGUGAAAGGAACAGAUGGAAAAUAUUAUUAAGCCGAUACGAAAAGAUAAACUAUGGAACAAUAUUAAUAAUUUUAAGAUAUUUAAGAUGAUUCUCAAUAAUUCCCUUAAUCACGUUAUUCCUCAAGACCAUAAUCUGCAGUUGGUAACAAAUCUCAUAAUGGAACUAAGAGACCAAUAAGUGCUAAGAAAUGA
Messenger RNA from Paramecium tetraurelia, 1992 nucleotides. RefSeq lists its product as uncharacterized. The record is from RefSeq and is a predicted model, not a curated record. NCBI's taxonomy places the organism in Eukaryota, Ciliophora, Oligohymenophorea, Peniculida, Parameciidae. The transcript has 8 exons.